Molecule: messenger RNA, 2657 nt
Organism: Sinocyclocheilus anshuiensis
Lineage: Eukaryota; Metazoa; Chordata; Actinopteri; Cypriniformes; Cyprinidae
Gene: slc39a6
Product: solute carrier family 39 member 6
Exons: 10
Coding region: 121-2259 (712 amino acids)
Biological process (GO): zinc ion import across plasma membrane; intracellular monoatomic cation homeostasis
Cellular component (GO): plasma membrane
Molecular function (GO): monoatomic cation:bicarbonate symporter activity; zinc ion transmembrane transporter activity
Source: RefSeq, a predicted model, not a curated record
GAACCAAUCAGCUUCCGCCUUCCGACACUUCUCUAAAAUCAUCAGACUAACCAGACAACGGAGCGUCUGCUUUUUGAAACGGAAAAAGAGGUCUAUAAUCAUAUCGAAUCGGAUGCCAGUAUGAUUGGCAGGUGGCCACGCCUCUUUCCAGUGAUGUCACUGACAUUGCUAUGGGCGUGUUCAGUGGGGGCAGGUACAGACUGCAAGUCUAUGGCCAUUGAGACAGAUGUUCAGGUGGCAGAACAGGCACAGCAGCGCCACCUACAGGCUUUGUUUGACAAGUAUGGGCAAAACGGGAGUAUCUCCUUAGAAGGCCUGUACAACCUACUAAAGGGGGUGGGGCUAGACCGAAUCCGAAAAGUGAUGGUGCAUCACCAUAGCAACGGACAUAAUCACACACAUGCGCAUGAUCACACGCACGCUCAUGUGGACAAACUCACCACACACUCACAUCCCGCCACCAGCAAGAAGGGGGGUAUUGACCAUAACGUGGAGAAGAGUGACCCCAUCCCAAAAGUGCAGCCUGAUCCCACCUCUGGGAAGAAAAGCCAGUCAGAUGCUCAUCACAAUCUCUACAUGAAGAUGAAUCAGGACUUGACCACAACUUUGACUACACCGUCUUACGUCACAAAAUCACGGCGGACCAAUCGUAGCGCCGUCUAUGAUUUAACGCAGGACCACGCCUCCUUUAACUCCACCCAGGCCAAUGUAACGCAGUCUAACCACACCCACCAGACUGAGGACACACCCACCCAUGCGCAAGAUGAUCAUGAUCAGCAUGGACUUGACCAUUCGAGUCUAGCGUGUCUAAAUGCCUCCACAAUCCUGCAGUCACAUGGCAUGACAAAGGAAAUGGGUCUCUCUGUCAAGGACUUCAGUUACCUGUGCCCUGCCCUUCUCAUGCAGAUUGAUUCCAAUUCUUGCCUCUUGCAUGACGAUGACCAUUCAGAUCAUUCCCAUCACCACAACCACCACCACCAUCAUCAUCAUCACAGUCAUCAUCUACAUAAUCACACCAAUAACAGAAGCCCGAGGAAUGCUUCAGUUAGCAUUGCAUGGGUAGGAGGGUUUCUCUCCAUCACUUUGAUCAGUUUGCUGGCGUUAGUUGGUGUGGUUUUGAUCCCACUCAUGAACAGAGUUUGCUUCAACUUCCUGCUGAGCUUCCUGGUGGCCCUUGCAGUGGGAACUCUGAGCGGAGACGCUCUCCUCCACCUCAUACCACAUUCUCAGAGUCAUCACCAGCACGGCCACUCUGAGCAUCAUCACCACGGUGAAGAGGUGGAAGAGGAUUCCCUUCGGCCGGUGUGGACGGGGCUCACAGCUCUGAGUGGAGUGUACAUCAUGUUCCUCAUCGAACACUUCCUGACCCUCGGCAAAAUGUACAAGGACAAAAAACAGAAGGUGCAAAAGAGGGUUGAUUUCACCACAGAAGUUUUGGAAUCUGAGAAACUGCCGUCAUUAGAAGACAAUGAUGUCAAGACGAUUGAGGGUAAUGCUGAAACAAAUGGUGGAAGUGCAUGUGGACGGGGUGUUGCGGAGGAAGAGGAGGUGAUGUUGGGGGCAGAGCUCUACAAUGAUGUUGACUGUGAAAACAAAUGCCACUCCCACUUCCAUGACACAGUUGGCCAAUCAGAUGAGCAACAUCAUCAUCACCAUGACUAUCACCACAUACUGCAUCACCACCACUCCCAGAACCACCACCCGCACACACACACGCACCGACACACACACUCCUACUCGCACCAGCACUUCCAGGAGGCCGGCGUGGCCACGCUCGCCUGGAUGGUCAUCAUGGGAGACGGGCUUCACAACUUCAGCGACGGACUUGCCAUAGGGGCGGCUUUCACUGAAGGUUUGUCCAGUGGUCUUAGUACCUCAGUCGCUGUGUUCUGCCAUGAGCUUCCUCAUGAGCUUGGUGAUUUUGCAGUCUUGCUGAAGGCGGGUAUGUCAGUACGACAGGCCAUCCUGUACAAUCUGCUCUCAGCCCUGAUGGGAUAUUUGGGCAUGAUCACAGGCAUUCUGAUUGGUCAUUAUGCUGAAAAUGUUGCUACAUGGAUCUUUGCUCUCACGGCUGGGUUGUUCUUGUAUGUCGCUCUUGUGGACAUGGUACCGGAGAUGUUACACAAUGAUGCGAGUGAAGCAGGCUUCAGUCACUAUGGCUUCUUCCUCCUGCAGAAUGCUGGGAUACUCCUAGGCUUUGGCAUCAUGCUUAUCAUUGCUGUUUUUGAGCAGAAGAUACAACUUGACAUUGGCUUCUGACCUGAGGACCAUGCAGUAACAAGUUAAAAUGUUAACAAGAACAUCACUUCUAAAAACAUCACUCCACAAAAACAUCUGCUAACCUUGCUCUUUGACCCUGAAUUUUGCUUACCUGGGGUCCACCUGUUGAAAUGUCUGAGAUCUGAUUUAAUCUGUGAAAAGGUGGCAGCAACUUAAUAUGCACGAAUAAUUAUCAUCUUAUUUGUGGUUUGUGGGAGUAAAAGUAUUUGUGUUGACUGUUACAAUUUUUAGUAUAAAAAAGAAACUUGAGCCACAUUAAGAAUGUGGAGGUGUUUUAUUUUUGUUAGUGUUGUACAGUUGCUAUUGAAGCGAGUUACAUUUGUUCAUUUUGCACAUGCUGUCUCCAACAUUCCAGUAAAGUAUUGAGUAUCCCAUGA